AUGAGAUCAUUAGGUGUUGGUGCAUCUUCAGAAGCCACUUCAUAUUGUUUAUUAUUAUUAUUAUUAUUUCUAUAUAUAGAUGAUAUAUUUGUUGCAUCAGCAAAUAUAACAGAUUUGUCUCCAACUGAUUUACAAGAAAUAAAUAUUGAAAUGCUUAAUGAUACACAACAUUCAACAUCACGUAAUACAGUUGUUGGUCGAAAUCACUUAAAACAAAAUUUACAAAUACCAUUUGAUAGUGAUACAUCAAAUACACAAACAGGAUCUAUUACUG
Messenger RNA from Rotaria sp. Silwood2, 274 nucleotides. Lineage: Eukaryota; Metazoa; Rotifera; Eurotatoria; Philodinida; Philodinidae. The record is from the annotation of a GenBank genome assembly.